AUGGCGUCUUCCACACCUCCACCAAACGACGAAGCAGUCGCCCACAAAACCAUCUUCGACAAGGGGCUCAAGAUCCGCUACGAAGUAGCCGGCCCAGCCUACGUCGACACCGCCCUGUCUGGCGGCUCCUCCGACUUCGCACGGCCCAUGCAGGAGCUAGUCACGGAGGCCUGCUGGGGAUCCGUCUGGUCGCGCCCGGGACUGGAGAGGAAACAGCGCUCGCUGCUCAACAUUGCCAUGCUGUGCGCCCUAAACAGGGGACCCGAGCUGGCGGCGCACGUGCGGGGCGCGGUGAACAAUGGGGCCAGCGAGGUGGAGAUCAGGGAGACGAUACUGCAGGCAGCAAUCUACUGCGGCAUGCCGGCGGGCAUUGAGGGGACUAAGAUUGCGGAGAAGGUUAUACUGGCUAUCAAGGCGGAGAGACCUGACCAUCCUCCUGAAUUACAACCGUGUCUUCUGGCUUCAGUGCGCGUGGAGUUGCUUCACACUCAUCUUAUCCAUUAG
This is a messenger RNA of Penicillium maclennaniae, 504 nucleotides long. RefSeq lists its product as uncharacterized. Gene Ontology annotation, molecular function: peroxiredoxin activity. The record is from RefSeq and is a predicted model, not a curated record. The transcript has 2 exons. Lineage: Eukaryota; Fungi; Ascomycota; Eurotiomycetes; Eurotiales; Aspergillaceae. Bases 1 to 504 code for a protein of 167 amino acids.